Molecule: messenger RNA, 989 nt
Organism: Mucor mucedo
Lineage: Eukaryota; Fungi; Mucoromycota; Mucoromycetes; Mucorales; Mucoraceae
Product: rab11 protein
Exons: 7
Coding region: 155-790 (211 amino acids)
Biological process (GO): exocytosis
Cellular component (GO): recycling endosome
Molecular function (GO): GTPase activity; GTP binding
Source: RefSeq, a predicted model, not a curated record
UUUUUUUUUUAGGGGGGAAGAAGAGAGAACCUACCCUUUGGAAGAGUCGCUAUGUCAAAAAAAUAAAAAAAAAAUAAAAACGUUAUGAUAGAGAAAUAACCUUUUAGAAACACCAACAAAAUUCUUUGUUGUACAUUUAUAUAAAAUAUUCAAGAUGAGCCGUGAUGAUGAUUAUGAUUAUUUAUUCAAAGUUGUAUUGAUUGGUGACUCUGGUGUUGGUAAGACGAAUCUCUUGGGUCGAUUUACUCGUAACGAGUUUAAUCUCGAGUCAAAGAGUACCAUUGGUGUAGAGUUUGCCACAAGAAGCAUUCAAGUGGACAACAAGGUCAUCAAGGCACAAAUAUGGGAUACUGCUGGUCAAGAACGUUACAGAGCUAUUACCAGCGCAUACUAUCGUGGUGCAGUGGGUGCAUUGUUGGUAUAUGAUAUUUCAAAGCAUUCUACAUAUGAAAGUGUCAGUCGUUGGUUAAAAGAGCUCCGUGAUCAUGCCGAUUCCAAUAUUGUUAUUAUGCUUGUUGGCAACAAGAGCGAUUUAAGACAUCUGAGAGCAGUCCCUACCGAUGAAGCCAAACAGUUUGCAUCCGAUAAUGGUUUAUCCUUUAUUGAAACUUCCGCUCUCGAUGCAACUAACGUCGAACUCUCCUUCCAAAGAAUACUCACCGAAAUCUAUCGUAUUGUGUCCAAUAAGGCUUUAGAAACAUCAAAUAACGCUAUUAAGCCUACUGGCGGACAAACAAUUCUUGUGUCUCAAUCUCCUGAUGAUCAAAAGCCUGCCGGUGGAUGUUGUUAAAUAGUUAAUAAUAAUAGUUAGUAGUAAUAGUAAUAAUAAUAAUAUCAAAAGAAAAAAGAGUGAUGCCAUGUGAAAGUAUCAUGCGUACCGAAAAAAGAGUUUAUAUAUGUCUUCCCCCUUUCUUUAUUCGGCAUUUUUACUAGUGAUCCAAAUAUAAACAAAAAAAAAAAAAAAAAAUUACCCAGGGAACCCGUUAUCG